Molecule: messenger RNA, 1303 nt
Organism: Acanthaster planci (crown-of-thorns starfish)
Lineage: Eukaryota; Metazoa; Echinodermata; Asteroidea; Valvatida; Acanthasteridae
Product: neuromedin-U receptor 1-like
Biological process (GO): G protein-coupled receptor signaling pathway
Cellular component (GO): membrane
Molecular function (GO): G protein-coupled receptor activity
Source: RefSeq, a predicted model, not a curated record
AUCGAAAGGAACAAGAUUUAAUAUCACGAGGUGACUACGUAGUUAUUUCGUGUGCAUGAAAGAGGUUGGAUGCAUUUGUCUAGACAGAAAUAAUACCCAACCUGUGUUGAGGAAUAGUGAGAAGUACAAUUAGGCAGCAUGGAGGAGAUAUUAGCACUCCGUAUCUUUAAGACCUUCGUGGGAAUUGUCGGUAUCUUAGGCAACGGUCUGGUGUGCAUAGUCAUCGGCAAAGUCUCGGCGAUGCAGACUCGCACCAACGCCUUCAUCUGUCACCAGGCUGUCGUAGAUCUACUUGGUGCAACCAUGAUUCUUCUGCAAAGCGAAGCGCCGCUGCCGGACCCCGUGCCAAACGAUGCACUAGGGUGGAUAGUGUGCCACGUCUGGUUUUCCAACUUUGUACUUUUUCUUCUGUAUGUGAUAUCCACAUUCAACUUACUGUCACUGACCAUGGAGCGAUAUUUUGCCAUCGUUCACCCGUUCAAGUACCAGAAAGCCUUCGCCAACCAUCCCCGGCUAAAAGUCGGUGCAGUCAUGGCGGGAUGUUGGGUGUUUGCCACUGUUAUCAAGUGUUACAACCUCACCAUCUUCAAGGUGAAAGACGGGGCGUGCGCUUCCAGUGCUGAGUAUCGGUCGAAAGUCAUAGGGAGCUUGACGGCCAUCCUUCAGUAUGUGGUGCCCGUGGCAGUGAUGCUGUUUGCGUACAUUCGCAUCGGUGUAGAGCUCAAGCGAGGAGCUGCUCGGGUUGGACCUGCACCAGCGGCUGCCAGUGGUCCUGCUACCGGAGCAUCCGCAGCGGAUACCUCCCAACCGGCAGGCAUGGUGGAAUCCCUGCUCCGGGCCCGACGCAACACUUUCAAGAUGCUAUGGAUCGUGUUCGUCACGUUCCUUGUGUGCUGGACUCCGAACCAGGUGAUCUUUCUCAUGUUCAACCUCGGCUGGACGCUGCAGUACGACGAGUGGUACUAUCUGCUGUCUGUGGCGAUGGUAGCCGCAAACUGCUGCGUUAAUCCGGUCAUCUACGCCUUCAAGUAUCGCCAAUUCCGUAAGGGGCUGCGGGAGGUGUUUUGCCGCGGACGUAUAAACCGCGAGAACCCGUCAAAUUCAGCAACAUUCACGCAAACCACACGAUGAACUUCACAGAGGCAUUAUUUGAUCAUCACCGUCCAGGCUUUCCCUCGGACAUCUGAAGGGAAAAAAAACAAUUGCAAGUAUCUUGCAAACUAGUCAAUCUAAGGACAAAAAGCUAAUUAUGAGUAUUUUCUCUGCACUGCACGUUAAGAAUUUAACUGUUAAAAUGUAUUAC